Molecule: messenger RNA, 1093 nt
Organism: Brassica rapa (field mustard)
Lineage: Eukaryota; Viridiplantae; Streptophyta; Magnoliopsida; Brassicales; Brassicaceae
Source: RefSeq, a predicted model, not a curated record
UUUUUCCAAAUUAACAAACGAACUCGGCAUCUUCUUCUAUACCCUUUCGUUUUCUCCGAUUGAAAAACUUGAAGAAUGAGUUCAGAUCUAUGCUUUACUUCAAUCAAUUUCUCCUUUAUGAUACACUUUAAGCAUGUCAAUAUUUUGCUUUGUUUUCUUUGUUUCAAUCAUCCAUUGAUAGUUUUGUUUCGUUUUCUUUGUUUCAUCCCUAUUUAUACGAAGAUGCCUUUUCAUUUUAGAAACUCUCGCUUUUGUUGCUGUCAAAGAUAUUUAGUAUCAUGUUCUUCGUAUGAUGUUUAAGUGAUUAACCUCUUGCUUUUGUUACUGUCAAAGAUAUUUAGUAUCAAUAUUUCAAACGUUGUGUCUAUGAAUCCCAAGGUUGAGACCCCCAAGGUUAAAGUAGACAUGGAAGCAAAACUGCAAGCUUGGCUGGAAUCGAAAGGCAAGACGAAAAGCUCGCAUAGGAUGAUGGCUAUACGUUCUCCGCUGAUAGGUAAAAAUCAAAGUUGGGUCAAGAAACUCGGAGUUUAUAGAUCAGCCGUUGCAGAAAAUGCUAAACUUACUAGCAAAGGACAGAGGAACGCAUUUGUGAGCGCCAGGAACUUAUUUGGUGGAGAAACUCCUGAUGCUUCACAUUUAUGGGGGAUUGGAGAGAAGAUGGCUGAGUACAUGAUCGAACUCAGAGAAACAAGCCCUGUGAAAUCGGAGACCGUUAUUCAAGGCUUUGUCCCACCGGGAAGAAUCAAAAAAUUCAUGCCACAUAUGAGACAAGGCGGUCUCUACACUCUCACCAACUUCUACGGAUUCAGAAACAAAGAGGUGUUCCGGGUUGCUGCUCACAGCGUGACAAUCUCCUUCUCCCACACUUCCGAGUUGGCACCCCUUGAGAACAGUCCUGUGGACUUUGAGGAGGACCGUUUCCGGUUCCAUUCCUAUGAAGACUUCGAAGCUGGCUGUGAUAUGAAAGGUGAUCUUUACGAUGUUAUUGGACACUUGAAACUGGUUAACGGCUAGAGCCUCAAUAUGCAUCCCUUCAUUGACGAUGCCGAGCUCGCAACCACUCGGCGUAUAUUGGUGCAUGUGCAGUCGCAUG